AUGGUGGACUACUACGCUGCUCAACCGGCGUUCCACCCACAUCAGACGUCCGGAUACGAUUACACACAGCAAGAGGAGGAAUGGGAUCGGGAAGGUCUGCUCGAUCCCGCAUGGGAAAAGCAGCAGAAAAAGACAUUCACCGCCUGGUGCAACUCGCAUCUGAGGAAAGCUGGUACUAGCAUCGAACUUAUCGAGGAAGACUUCAGAAAUGGCCUCAAACUCAUGCUCUUGCUGGAAGUGAUCUCUGGCGAGCCGCUCCCUCGUCCUGAUCGCGGAAAGAUGCGUUUUCACAAAAUCGCCAACGUCAAUAAAGCACUAGAGUAUAUUGAGAGCAAAGGCGUCAAAUUGGUGUCUAUUGGAGCAGAAGGGUCGUCAUUCAUGCCCGGAGCUGUGUGUUCUGAGGUCUAUGGCGAAACUGUAUCUCCGCCUCACCACGUAUUCCGGUUGCUUCCUGUACCACCUCUAAAUGGAGUGUAA
Molecule: messenger RNA, 477 nt
Organism: Cooperia oncophora
Lineage: Eukaryota; Metazoa; Nematoda; Chromadorea; Rhabditida; Trichostrongylidae
Source: the annotation of a GenBank genome assembly